AUGAUAUUUUGCAGCACCAUGCUCCUGGCAACACGCAUCUUGGUACCAGAACUCUCACUCGGUCAAGCCUUCAGCGGUUGCCUGUGCUCUCCUUCCUACCCUUUUUCUUUCAAAUGCAUCAAUGUCACGCGGGCUGCACCAGGGCUCUACGCUUUGGUCGUGCUUCGAUCCAUUGUCGUGCUUGCCGUUCUGGAAAUUGCUUGGUAUCCCGUUGAUUCAAAAGCGUUCCUGGAGUGGUCGGCCUUGGUCUUCAACUACAGCUUCUCUCGCAUCGUUCGCGCCAGCGUCGCAUGCUUGCUGAUGGCCACCACAGGUGUUGGAAGGGCCAAAGCAAAGGGAGGCGGAGCUGUUGAAGCUUAG
This is a messenger RNA of Symbiodinium natans, 360 nucleotides long. NCBI's taxonomy places the organism in Eukaryota, Dinophyceae, Suessiales, Symbiodiniaceae. The record is from the annotation of a GenBank genome assembly.